UCAGAUAUGAGAAAUUCUAUGGUCCCCUUAGUUCUAGAUCACCCUGAUAUUCUUCUGAAAUUCUGUUUUUUGCUCCUGCAGUUCCUCAAUAGCUGUACGUGGAGCCACCUUUUGUGCUAUCCAUUUUCAGUCACAGGGAAGAGAGAGUCAGGGGCAUUGGAAUUUUGAAGGCUCACAGCAUGCAGCUGUGGGUACUCUCAGGAAGAACAGCUCCUUUUGCUUACCCAAAGCCAUGUAUGCCAGUGCUGUUUUGAUUCUUUGCUUUCUUCAAUAAGUACAGGUCAUACACGUUACUCUUGUUUGAAAGGCUGGCUUGGAAGUGGUCUCUACAUUCUUUCUUUGUUUCCUUGCUCAGGUUCCCCCCAGCGAGUCAAUGGCAAGGUGAAAGGAAGGAUCUUUGUGGGGAACAGCCAGGUCCCCAUUGUCUUUGAGAACACUGACCUCCACUCUUACGUAGUAAUGAACCACGGGCGCUCCUACACAGCCAUCAGUACCAUUCCCGAGACCCUUGGAUAUUCUCUGCUUCCGCUGGCCCCAGUUGGAGGCAUCAUUGGAUGGAUGUUUGCAGUGGAGCAAGAUGGAUUCAAGAAUGGGUUCAGCAUCACUGGGGGCGAGUUCACUCGCCAGGCUGAGGUGACCUUCAUGGAGCACCCGGGCAAGCUGGUCAUUAAGCAGCGGUUCAGCGGCAUUGAUGAGCAUGGACACCUGACCAUUGACACGGAGCUGGAGGGCCGCGUGCCGCAGAUUCCCUUCGGCUCCUCCGUGCACAUUGAGCCCUACACGGAGCUGUACCACUACUCCAGCUCAGGUGAGCCCCACCGUGUCCCAGGACCAGCCUUGGACCAGCCACUAGCCUCAUGCUCCUGACCCACCGUGCAACCAUGAGCUGGGACUGUCUCUGGAAUCUGGAGAGGGAAAUACACUGGGCCUUAGCUGCUUACAGUCACCUUCCCUCCACUUACAGACAUAGGACACACUCCUUGUAGAGAAUUUUGUGCAAAAAAGACAAUAGCAUAACUUAGAAUUGUAAAACCUGGACAUAAUUAUUAUGACAUUUAAGUGUA
Molecule: messenger RNA, 1064 nt
Organism: Sapajus apella (tufted capuchin)
Lineage: Eukaryota; Metazoa; Chordata; Mammalia; Primates; Cebidae
Product: nidogen-1-like
Exons: 2
Coding region: 460-867 (135 amino acids)
Source: RefSeq, a predicted model, not a curated record